Messenger RNA from Symbiodinium necroappetens, 489 nucleotides. Lineage: Eukaryota; Dinophyceae; Suessiales; Symbiodiniaceae. The record is from the annotation of a GenBank genome assembly.
AUGGCCUGGCGCUGGACCCGGGCGGCGCUCUUGCCGGGGUCGCCGAGGAGGGUGCAGCAGGUUCGUGGACAUUUACACUCUGCCAGCCUGCAGAAGUUCUUCACAAACAAGACACACAAGAGGUACUGCGAAAAUUGCGGUAAGCCGAGUGCCCUUCUUCUGGAGCGCUGCUCUUACUGCGGAGAGGCUCUCAGCGACUCGCAGAUCGCCGCGAUGGCUCGGGAUCCGCUGCUGGAGGCUGUUUUGGAUGCCGGGAGUUCAGACUUCGAUGAGCUGUAUCGCUCCUUCGAGCUGUUGGUGCUGAAGCACCGCUAUCCUGUGGGCAGGGAACACCUCUUGGUGAUGCCAAAGGACACUUGCUACGACCUUCGACAGCUUCGGCGGCGCCAGGUGCCCUUCUUGAAGAAGAUGUAUCAGAAGGACUUGUUUCGUAAAAACGGUUGUCGGAAGUUCUGCUAUGAGUGCAGCAAGUACAAACAUGUUCCGUGA